GGUAGAGCCUCAGUCUGCGCUGCUGGCAGCCUGAGAGAACAGGUUAAAUAUAGAGCAGAGAGUCACCGCUGAUGACCUCAACCGACGGGUCUGACACCAGCUGAACAUCAGGAGGAUCAGGCUGGUUCUCCUCAGUAGCAACCUGCCGUCUGUCUGGUUUUCUCCUCAAACAGUGGCUGGAAGCAGAAAGAAUCCAAGUUGGGACUAAAGAGCAAAGCUGUUCCUGACGUGAGACGAUCAGCAGAGGCCUGAGGUCUGGAGCGAGCAGGAGAGGAAACAGGUGAAAAAUGAGAUCUUGGAGCUGCUCCACCGCAGCUUCAGAUGAUGGAUGCAUUCAGAAGCACACUAAAGGAUUCCCUAAGCAGAAACCGCUGGAGGAGGAGAAAGAAGCUCCAGACAUGAUGAAGAGGAGGAUAAAAGCUCAGAGACAGGAGAAGGAGGGGAGAACAGCAGCAACUAAAUCAGCAAAGAAAACUCCUGCGGAGAGCUGCAAAGCUAAGACACCGGAGCUGUCAAAAGAGGAUCUGAUUCACCUGCUGGGGGUCAUGGAAGGAGAAGUUCAGGCCAGAGAGGACAUCAUCAGGCUUCUGAAAUCAGACAGAACCAGACCAGAGACCCUAGAGGCCCAUUAUGGCUCCGCCUCUCCCUCCAAACCUCUGCAGGCGCUGCAGAGGGACGCUACACUUCUCCACGGCAAUCAAAGCACAGAGGAUGUGUACGAGAAGCCAAUGGCUGAGCUGGAUCGCUUGGAGGAGAAGCAGAAGGAGACGUACAGACGGAUGCUGGAGCAGCUGCUGCUAGCAGAGAAAUGCCACCGCAGGACCGUCAUGGAGCUGGACAAUGAGAAACAGAAACAUGUCGACUUCAUAAACAAGAGCGAUGACUUUACCAAUCUGCUAGAGCAGGAGAGAGAAAGACUGAAAAGGCUGUUGGAGCAGGAAAAGGUCUACCAGGCUCGGAAAGACAAAGAGCACAGCAGGAGGCUGGAGAAGGUCCAAGAUGAGCUGGUAAAGCUCAAGUCCUUCACGCUAAUGUUGGUGGAUGAACGGCAGCUUCACGUUGAGCAGAUUGAGCAGCAGAACCAGAAGAUCCAGGACAUCAGUCAGAAGCUGUUAGAAAAAGAGAAGCAACUGGCAGCUUCCAGUGAUUCUGCCAAGGAGGACGGACAGAAGGUGCUGAAGUUGGAGACUGAGCUGCAAGUCCAAAGAGCAAAGUUUAGUCAGGAGCACAAAGACAUGAACACCAAGCUGGCCAGCCAAGUGUCCCAAAACCAACAGCUUAGGCUGAAGCUGGAAGGGCUGACACAGAAUGUGGAGGAGCUGGAGCAGAGCAACAAAGUGCUCCAGAAAUCUGAGGAGGACCUGCAAGAGCUCAGGGAUAAGAUAAGCAGAGGAGAGCGUGGAAACUCCUCUCUCACAGCUGAGCUGGAGAAUCUGCGCAAGAAAGUCCUGGAGAUGGAGGAAAAAGAUGAGGAGUUGACCAAAACAGAGACUCAGUGCAGGGAGCUGAGGAAAAGGCUGCAAGACGAGGAGAAGCACAGAGAGGAGCUGAGGCUGGAGGUGGACAGGCUACAGAAGAAAAUGGUAGAGCUGGAGAAACUGGAGGGAGCAUUCGGCAAGAGCAAAACGGAGUGCUCCCAGCUUCACAUGAACCUGGAGAAAGAGAGGAAAGUGGUGAAGGAUUUGGGCAGCGAAAUGGAGAGACUAAGGACUCAGCUGAAGGAGUUGGAGAGCUCAGAGUCAAAGCUGGAGAAGGCAGAAAUGGUGCUGAAAGAAGAACUGAUGAAACUGAAAUCCUUCACCGUCAUACUGGCGGAGGAAAGAAAAGCUGUGGCCGAAAGGCUGAAGCAGGAGGAGCAGAAAAAUUACGAUUGGAGUGGGAUGUUGAAAGCAGAGCAGAGUAAAGUUACAGAAGUUACAGAGAAACUCAUAGAGGAGAGCAAAAAACUUCUCAAAUUCAAGUCUGAGACGGAAAUCCUAGUGGAGGGUCUAAUGCAGGAGAAAGUGGAGCUACAAUCCAAGCUAAGGAGCAGACAGGAAAUGUGUGACGAGCUGAAUGAACGGCUGACAGGGAUGAAGAUGAGAGUGGAUGAACUCGAGGAGUUGGAGAGAAAGUUGGCCACCAGGGAGCGAAACAGAAAUUCAGAAGAAGACAACAAAAUUAGAGAGCUCACAGGAGAAAUCGAUCGACUUAAAGGCAGGCUGAAGCAGCUGGAGGUGGUGGAAGGGGAUCUGAUGAAAUCUGAGGAUGAGUAUGAUCUGCUGCAGAAGAAGUUCAGGAAUGAGCAGGACAAAGCAAACACACUCGCUAAGCUGGUGGAGGAGAUGAAGAGUCAGAUCGCCAGAAACAAAGCUGUGGAGAGAGGUGAGACCAAGAGUCUGGAGGCCCAGCUCAGAAUCCGAUGCAAGGUGGAGGAGGCAAAAAGCAGAGAGCUGAGGGCUGAAGUUGUAGCCCUCAAGGAGAAAAUCCAUGAACUCAUGAACAAGGAGGACCAGCUCUCCCAGCUGCAGGUGGACUUCUCUGUCCUCCAGCAGAGGUUUGCAGAGGAAGUGGAGAGGAAGAGAAACAUGAGUCUAGAUUUGGAGAAUCUUACUAAGGAGCUGGAAGCCACAAAACGCUACAGCCGAGCCUUGAGGCCCAGUUUGAAUGGGAGGAGAAUAGUGGAUGUCCCCGUGACCUCCACAGCAGUCCAGACAGAAGUGCUGACCAAUGGGUCGGCUGAGGAAGAGACUACUGCCGGUUUCAUCAAAAAAUCUGUUCUAGAGGAGAACCACCUGAUGAACAACCUCAGAGAACAUAAGCAAAGAAGGCCAGCAGUUCUUGACCGAUAUCCUCAUGCAUCAGCAGAGCAUGGAGGGAGAAUGCCCUGGAUGAACAAUAAGGAGGCCAUCACGCUGACUCAGACCAUUCCUGGGAAGAGCAAUGAUUAUUUCUCGACGCAUCCACCACAAACCCCCCCGAAUCUGGGACAACCUCUACACAUCCGCGUGACACCAGACCACGAGACCAGCACAGCCACCUUAGAAAUCACCAGCCCAAGAUCUGAGGACUUCUUCUCCAGCACCACCAUCAUCCCAACUCUUGGUCCUCAGAAGCCUCGCAUCACUAUCGUCCCCAAACCCACAAUCGUGACCAGCAAGACGAAAGGAUGGGAUGUUACUAGAGAUCCUGAUCGAACCAAGUCUCCGGUCACUAUAACCACCAUCUCCAGGACCAAAAGUCCAGAGAAGCCCUGCAGCAGGAGCAGCCCUGGGAUCCUGCAGUCGCCUGUUUCCAUCAUCGCGGUCAGCACCACCCCUGUAGCCGAGGUCUGUGCUUCAUCUGACCCUCACGAGAACAUCACCAAGCCAACGUUGAUCAAGAUGACGUCUGGGAGGCCCCCAGAGCUGGCAAGGCAUUACAACAGCAACAUCAUCACUACAGAGGACAAUAAGAUUCACAUCCACCUGGGGUCACAGUUUCAGAGGAACUCAGGGGACUGCAGCAGCCCCGCUUUAGCUCUCCGGCCAACAGGAAGUGGCCCUGAAUGCCAGGAAACAUCGACGGGGACAGUACUCCGCAGUCCCCGCCAAGCCUCAACGGUGAAGACCUCUCAGAGCAAGAUGACAAGCAGCAUCACCAUCAACCCCAUCACCUCAGCGGUGUGCAGGCCAACGCAGUCCGUGAUCAGCUCAGAUGUGCAACCAGCUCGGGGCGCGGCCACCCGGAUCCCCGUGUCCAAAGUGGUGAAACCCAAUGGGAAGACGGUUCUGGGUGUGUCUGCAGUGACGAGGCUAGAGUCGAGGGCUGAAGGCCAGGCCAUGAAGAUCGAGCUGAGGAAGUCUGCGUUGUGCAGCUCCGCCUCUGCAGCAGGAGGAAAGACCUGAAGACGUCCCACAGUGGGAAGCCUCAGAGGAACCGUGUCUUCUCACUCUUUGGACUUUGGCUGCUUUGGUUUGCUCCUUAAAAUGGUCGCAGAUCAUAUCGAAUUCCCAGCAGGAGCCUGGUUCUGUUCGGUUCUGCUGAUUUCUGUCUGCUCAUCGUUCAUGUCGGAUACCACAUGAUGAUUUCACUGCCAUCGUGGAGGUUUGCACUUAAUGAUGCACUGUGAAAUCAAUUAUGACCAGAACUUAAAUAAAACCUAUUUAUUUAAA
This is a messenger RNA of Cyprinodon tularosa, 4133 nucleotides long. RefSeq names its product filamin-A-interacting protein 1 (gene filip1b). The transcript is spliced from 6 exons. Lineage: Eukaryota; Metazoa; Chordata; Actinopteri; Cyprinodontiformes; Cyprinodontidae. The coding region runs from base 288 to 3866 and encodes 1192 amino acids. The record is from RefSeq and is a predicted model, not a curated record.